AUGGGAGUAGUCGUUGCGCUCUGGCAAGUGGCCGUAGAUGUGACGCAAUUCUGGCAACGGAAACUCCGCGAUUGGUACACACGCAAGACACCCAUCGAACUAUGGCUCGAACUACUUCGCCAUGCCGAAGCCUUCGAAGACUGGGAAGAGGCGGCCCUGCAUCUAGAUAACCUGCUUGGACUGGACUUAUGGAGGAAUAACCCAACGUCCAAGUAUUACGAUUACCGCCUAAUCAACGAGCGCCUCAACUCCCUCAUCACUGCGAGAGAAGUUGGGAACCUGAACCAGCUGGUCAACCUCCUUCGUUCCGGCCUGAUUCGCAACUUGGGCAACAUCACUGCCCCGACGCUUUACAACCGGUCCUUCGCCGGCACCAAGUAUCUAAUCGAGGAAUACAUAACGCAGAUUGCCGAAGCGGUCGAGGACAUCACCCACUUGCCAACAACACCUGGAUCUGACCCUCACGGAGCACCUGUGGGACUUACAAACCAGAUGAAGCUGGAUUUUAUCCACGAUACCAGGCAGGCUUUCGGUAGAAGUACGCUCGUCCUGCAAGGCGGUGCCAUAUUCGGAGUGUGUCAUCUUGGUGUCGUGAAGGCGCUGUUUCUACGAGGUCUCCUACCACGGAUCAUCACUGGAACCGCAACGGGUGCUCUCAUUGCCGCAUUGGUGGCCAUCCACACCGAAGAGGAGCUUCCCAACGUCCUCAAAGGAGAGGGUAUUGACCUGUCUGCUUUUUCUGGGAAAUCCAAGUCGGAAAAGGGCCCGCAAAAGGAGCAGUCUUACGCAACGAGAUGGAAUACUCUUUUGCGGAGGCUAAAGAGAUUCACUCGGGAAGGCUAUUUCCUCGACGUCAAAGUAUUAGAGGACUGCGUGCGAGCCAAUGUCGGUGACCUGACUUUUGAGGAAGCGUACAAUCGGAGCAAGAGGGUGUUGAAUAUCACCGUUGCAACCGCCGAUCAAGGCGGCGUUCCCACACUACUCAACUACCUGACAGCACCGAACGUGCUUAUCUGGACUGCCGCGGUAGCCUCGAACGCUUCCACUGCAACAUUGUAUGGUCACCGGGAAACCACGGUUCUUUGCAAAGAUGCCCAUGGCAACAUUGUACCAUGGGCACCCGCAAACACAAUCGACUUCCAUCACUGGACUCAUGUGUCUUAUUCGGACCGCGAGUCACCCCUUUUGAGAAUUGCCGAGCUGUUCAACGUGAACCACUUCAUCGUCAGCCAGGCUCGACCUUACCUUAUUCCGUUCUUGCAGAGCGAUAUGCAUGGCCCGUCGCUCAUGGAGACGCGUAAUAGCACGACGUCAAUUACAGCAUUCCUGGCUCGUAUGGUUGGCCUAGAGCUCAGGCACCGGCUGCGCCAGCUGGACACGUUACGCCUCCUUCCAGCAGGCAUCCGGCGCUUCCUUGUCGACGAACAAGUGCCAGGCGCGUCCAUGACAUUAGUCCCAGAAGUGACUGCCGGCGACUUUGUGCGCCUGCUCGAGACACCGACUAGGGAAACACUGGACUAUUGGAUAUCGAGAGGGGAGCGGAGCGUGUGGCCCGCCGUAGCUGCGCUUCGUAUCCGUUGCGCGGUUGAGAACGAGCUAGACAGAUCCUAUCAGACCGUUCGAAGGUUGAAGGCGGGCGGGCUCAGGAGGAAGGGCUCAACGGCGGCGGCGGCAUCGAUGGACAAUAAUAGCAAGGAACGGAGAGCUAGCAGUCUCGGGGCCGCAUAUUGA
Colletotrichum acutatum is the source of this 1731-nucleotide messenger RNA. RefSeq names its product patatin-like phospholipase. Gene Ontology annotation, biological process: lipid metabolic process. Bases 1 to 1731 code for a protein of 576 amino acids. Gene Ontology annotation, molecular function: triacylglycerol lipase activity. NCBI's taxonomy places the organism in Eukaryota, Fungi, Ascomycota, Sordariomycetes, Glomerellales, Glomerellaceae. The transcript has 4 exons. The record is from RefSeq and is a predicted model, not a curated record.